AGCGAGACCGACUAUUUUUUCUCGCUCUCUCUCCGAGGACGUCGGUCCUUCCGCUCCCCGCGUGCAGGCUCGGCGUGACCUCCAUCUUGCCGCAUGCAUCUCGGGAUUGACUUGUGCUCUCCUCCUCUUCUCCGCGCAUCCCUCCUGUGCUCCUCUUCUCCCCCUCAAGGCGUCAUGAAUUUGGAGCGGGUCUCCGAGGCUCCCCCGCGUCGCGACGCGCAGGUCCCGGCCUUCCACGUGCAGCCCAGGAGCGCCACCGCGUCCGGCGUCGGCCCGUCCGCCAGGACUUUGGACAACUCCAGCAGCGAGUCUUCGGACGCCGAGCUGGCAGAGAAAGAGCGAGCCGAGCACCGCAGGAGCGACGAGGCGAGCGCCGACGACCCCAAGAAGAAGAAGCAGCGCCGGCAGAGGACUCACUUCACCAGCCAGCAGCUGCAGGAGCUGGAGGCCACCUUCCAGAGGAACCGCUACCCGGACAUGAGCACCCGGGAGGAGAUCGCCGUCUGGACCAACCUGACCGAGGCCAGGGUCCGGGUGUGGUUCAAGAACCGGCGGGCCAAGUGGAGGAAGCGGGAGCGGAACCAGCAGAUGGACCUGUGCAAGAACGGCUACCUGCCGCAGUUCAGCGGGCUGAUGCAGCCCUACGAGGACGUGUACCCGGCCUACCCCUACAACAACUGGACCAACAAGGGCCUGGGCCCGGCGCCGCUGGCCGCCAAGAACUUCCCCUUCUUCAACUCCAUGGCUCCGCUGGCGUCCUCCCAGUCGGUGUCCGUGUUCUCCUCGUCGCCCGGCUCCAUCUCGUCCAUGAGCGUGGCGUCCGGCAUGGCCCACUCGGCGGUGCCGGCCAUGGCGGCCCCGGGCCUCAACAACAUCGGCAACCUGAACGGCAUCGGGAGCUCCGGCAUCAACUCGCCCAUGUCGUCGCCGGCCUGUCCCUACGGGCCCCCGGGCUCUCCGUACGGCGUCUACCGGGACGCUUGCAACCCGGGCCUGGCCACCCUCAGACUCAAGUCCAAGCAGCACCCGGCCUUCGGCUACGGCGGCCUGCAGGGUCCGGGAUCCGGCCUCAACGCUUGCCAGUACAACAGCUGACCCCCCGCGCAGCCGGAUCGCGUCUGAGCGGGACUGGACCCCCCCCCCCCCCCCGGGUUCGGGUCUUCUUCUUUUUCUCUCUGAAGACAAUGCGGAGGAUUAUGUUGCAAUGUUUGGAUCGUGCGGGUUUUCACGGGACUGAGGCCUCCUGGGACCCA
Doryrhamphus excisus (bluestripe pipefish) is the source of this 1253-nucleotide messenger RNA. It is a transcript of the gene pitx1, whose product is annotated as paired-like homeodomain 1. Gene Ontology annotation, molecular function: RNA polymerase II cis-regulatory region sequence-specific DNA binding; DNA-binding transcription factor activity, RNA polymerase II-specific. Gene Ontology annotation, biological process: regulation of transcription by RNA polymerase II; anatomical structure morphogenesis. The record is from RefSeq and is a predicted model, not a curated record. Gene Ontology annotation, cellular component: nucleus. NCBI's taxonomy places the organism in Eukaryota, Metazoa, Chordata, Actinopteri, Syngnathiformes, Syngnathidae.